Molecule: messenger RNA, 3654 nt
Organism: Zingiber officinale
Lineage: Eukaryota; Viridiplantae; Streptophyta; Magnoliopsida; Zingiberales; Zingiberaceae
Product: protein NLP2-like
Exons: 9
Coding region: 654-3362 (902 amino acids)
Molecular function (GO): protein binding; DNA-binding transcription factor activity
Source: RefSeq, a predicted model, not a curated record
AUCCUUUUCCGCAAUCGUCAUCGCCGCAAACUCUCUGCUGCGUCGCUUUCUCUUCCGCUCGCCCGAUGGCUUAAAUUGCUCUCGAAAUUGGAGACUACCACUUGCUGCUGGUUGAGGCGAUCUGCGUGGGAAUCUCUCGUUCCCACUCUGUGAGCUAAGACGGAUCGGCGUGCGGCGCGGACUAUACUUAUCGCCGAGCUUUCUUGUUUCUUCAAUUCGCAGGUGACAGGGGUGAUGUGAUUGCAGCGUUUUCGAGAGAUUUAUUGUUUCUUGGAUUCGUAGCAAACUGACCUCGGUGACGGGGUGAUGGUUGGGUUCGUUCUCUCUCCCGUUUUACUAUGCGACAGCAAUUUGGUAUUUUGGUUGAGCUGGUAGGAUUCGUUCUCUCUCGUUUUGCUAUGCGAUAGCAAUUUGGUAUUUGGUUGAGCUGGGAUGAUGUGAUUGCAGCGUUUCAGCACCGCGGUUUUUCUCCUAUUGUGUUGGCGGUUUCUUUCGUAUUCUUCCCUCUGGCUUGCAGAUAACUGUUUUUCCCUGUACAUGCUCAUUGCUGGAAGAAUAAAGCUGCUUCUGUGGAAAAGAUUGUCUCAUGAGUGCAUCGAUGUGCAGGAACUGAAAAGGAAAAUUGGCUUCAUAGAAUUUCCAAGUAAAAUCUUAUGGACGACUUACCGCUUACUGAUUAUGAAGGGGGUGGGAGCCCAAUUCCUAAUGAUCCAUUUGGGCUCUUCUUCCUCAUGAAUUUUGAUGGUUAUAGUGAAGCAUGUAGUCCAACAAUUGUAGAUCAAAUUGUAUCUACUUUAAGUUUUCCAGCUGCUCAACAAGAAUCUGGUUUGUGGGCUUCCUUGUCAUCACCAAGGGUCUCUACUCAAAUGACAAAUGCUGUUCUUGGAGUUAAUAGCAACAUGGGUGAUACUAAUCAUACCCACAGGGAUAAUAAACUAUUUUCUAGAUUGAGGCAAGGGUCUUCAUCAGAUUGCCCCGGAAUGGAUGUUAGCAGUAGGAGUGCUAGUUAUUCUGCUUUUGAUUCCAAGUCAAACGAAGUGGUGCUUCAUGUUCCUCCAUCCCUCCAAGUGAUUUCUCUUGAAGAAAGAAUGCUUAAGGCUCUAUCCUUGGUUAGGGAAUCAUCAUGUGGUGGAAUUCUCGCCCAGGUUUGGAUGCCCAUUAAUCACGGUGAGCAAUAUGUGUUAAGUACAUCUGAGCAACCUUUUCUCCUAGACAAUAGUCUUGCUGGGUACCGCGAAGUUUCAAGGCAUUUUACCUUCUCAUCUAGGGAAGCCCCUGGUUUAUUCACUGGGCUUCCUGGGCGUGUCUAUGUCUCUGGAAGGCCAGAGUGGACCUCAAAUGUCAUCUAUUAUAGAAACUUUGAGUACUUGAGGAUGGACCAUGCAGUCAAUCACAAGGUAUGUGGUUCUCUUGCUGUUCCAAUUUUUGACGCUGAUGUAGAUUCAUGUCGUGCAGUGCUUGAGCUUGUUACAACAAAUGAAAAAUGCAAUUUUGAUACAGAGAUGGAAACAAUUUCUGAAGCUCUUGAGGCAGUGAACUUGAGGUCCACAAAAGUACAGGCUUCCCUACAGAAUCUCACAAAGAGCCAACUUUCUGCAUUCUCAGAGAUUCUUGAUGUAUUGAGAUAUUUAUGUCAUGCAUACAUGUUACCGCUGGCACUUUCAUGGGUUCCUAUAAGACCUGAUGGUAACCAUUUAAGUAGGCCUAUCCUUUGCAUCCAAGAAUCAGCUUGCUAUGUUCACGAUACACGAAUGCAAGGUUUUCUUCAUGCAUGCGCUGAACAUAGCCUUGAGACUGAACAAGGCAUUGCUGGGAAGGCUCUUCAAUCAAAUCAUCCAUUCUUCUCCCCUGAUGUAAAGGAGUAUGACAUUCAAGAAUAUCCACUUGUACACCAUGCUCGUAAGUUCAACCUUCAUGCUGCGGUUGCAAUCAGAGUCAGGAGCACAUACACCGGAGAUGAUGAUUACAUACUAGAGUUCUUUCUACCAGUAAAUUGUACAGGCACUGAAGAGCAACAACUCCUUUUAAAUAUCCUCUCAAGUAACAUGAAGAGAAUUUGUAGAAGUUUGAGAUCUGUUUCGGAUGCUGAAAAAGCAGAAGCAGAGAUAGCUGGAGUUUCAGAAGCACCAGUAUGUUCCUCAUCAACUGAUUUCUCAAUUAAGUGCUCUCAACCAGUGGACAGAAUUGAUGAAACAACUUAUAAAGUUAACUUUGGAGCUAAGGAGAUUGCAUCUGAGGAACAAAAUGGUGAUGCUCAUCAUGAAGAGUUAAAAUCAAGCUCAGUCAAACAAGUUGAGAAAAAACCCAGUACAACUGAGAGGCAUAUUAGUCUAAGUGUUCUUCAGCGAUACUUUUCUGGAAGUCUCAAGGAUGCUGCAAAGAAUAUUGGUGUUUGUCCUACGACACUCAAAAGGAUAUGCAGACAACAUGGAAUAUUAAGAUGGCCGUCUCGCAAGAUAAAUAAGGUCAAUCGUUCAUUGCAAAAAAUCCAAAGUGUAAUAAGAUCUGUACAAGGAGCGGAGGGAGCAAUAAAAUAUGAUCCUUCUACUGGCUGCCUUGUUGCGGCAGUCUCCUCUGUGGAAAACCCGGCAUCGCUAACUUUAGAGCCUAAAGGUAAAUCAGCAUCUUCUUUUCACAGCAUCGAGAAAGAACACCCCGUUGACAAAAUGGAGCCGGAUAGAUCUUCCCUUAUCAGAGAGAGUACAGUCCAGCUAAAAUGUGCUACCGAUGAAUUUGACGGGUUUUCAAAUGAUUAUAGCAGAGACUUGGACUGGACUUGUGCAGAUGGUGGGCUGGCACCGAAUGCUAGAACUCAAGCUGGCACAACUGAUCAUUCAUGUUUUGCCAUACCAAUAGGCUGCUGUGGCUCGAGGUUGGCAAACUUGGAAGGCCAGUUUGUUUCAGGAAGCUCAAGUUCAGCUAUACUUGAUAAAACUCAAAUGAACGCUGAGGCAGAUGGCGGAAACACAGAAAACAACAAUCUUUCUCCUUCUUCCAGCAUGACCGAAUCUUCCAGCGACGACAACUCAAUAAAGAACAGGAUAUUACUCUCGAAAACUUUGCCGUUUGUCACAGUGAAGGCUACUUGCAAUGAUGGCACAGUUAGAUUCAAGUACUCUCCAUCUUCAGGUAGUCACCACUUGUUUGAGGAAAUCGGAAGGAGAUUCAAAUUGUCGCGAGGGACUUUCCAGCUGAAAUACAUGGAUGAUGAGGAAGAGUGGGUGAUGUUGGAGAACGAUGCUGAUUUGGAGGAAUGCAUUGAUGUGAUGGAGAAUGUCGGCUCACGACAUAUGAAGCUACAAGUUCGAUAUGCCCCUUGUAACGUAGAUAGCUCCACCAGUAGUAACUAUCCAAAGUUGUGAAUCACAUAGAAGAAGAACAUACCUGAGAAGAAAGUACAAUACUACGUGAGCAUUUCAGUAAAGUCCUGCUUUGUUAAUAUGGUAAAUCGUCGGCAGAGUCCGAGUCCUAUUUUAGCACACACAUUUAGAUGUAGAAUCGAUAAGAAUUCUAGAGCUGUAGUUGGUUAGUAAAGUUCUUUAGGAUUUUCUUGUAUACUAUUUUUUUUUCUUUAACCUCUGUAUAUUAUCCUAAGGAAUUUACAUAUUAUUUGCUAGUGAAACUUUGUAAAUCCAAUCACUAACUUUUUUUCAA